Messenger RNA from Anopheles cruzii, 2190 nucleotides. Its product is annotated as tetratricopeptide repeat protein 39C-like. The record is from RefSeq and is a predicted model, not a curated record. The coding region runs from base 1 to 2190 and encodes 729 amino acids. The transcript has 7 exons. Gene Ontology annotation, biological process: cilium assembly. Gene Ontology annotation, molecular function: protein binding. Lineage: Eukaryota; Metazoa; Arthropoda; Insecta; Diptera; Culicidae.
AUGAGUGCUCCCAGCAGACCGAUGGAGCUGGAGGAUUGGGAGUACGUGAAGCAAGGUAUUGUCCUGUGGCUCAACAACAUGCCGCAAGCGGCCGAGGACAGCUUCCAGGAUCGACCCUCCAGUGUGCACAUUGUGGCCGGGCAUACCUUCAUCUCUUUCAUGAACGCCGUUAUAUCGUGGGAAACGGAAAAGAUGAACGAAGCCCAAGCGCGCCUCAGGGAACUUGAGAAGCAAUGCGCGGGCGAUGUUGGAUGGCUGAAGUCGGUCCGCUCGAAACUCUUCGGUAACAACGUGACCCAAAAGUCGCUCAUCGAAAGCCUCGAGGAACAGAUCAUACUGGCCGACAGCCAGCUCUGUCUCGCUAUACUGGUGUCGCUGAGUCAGGACAUCAGCGGCUUCAUGAAGGGAGGCUGGCUGUUGCGCAAGGCAUGGAAGGUCUACCAGCACACGUACCAACAAAUCUAUCGACUCUACACCGGAACGCUGCCGUCCGAUGGCGGCGCCGUCCCGCAGGCUCCGAUCAGAUACCAACAGAAUGCGGCUGGCCUUGACCUCAGCACGCCGUCCUCCACCGAUUGGACGGUACCGAAUUCGACGCUACAAACGCCGGACGCCGGUUGCGAGUGGUACGCGCCGCCCAACUCACUGGACCCCUUGCGUAGGUCGAAAACUAUGACUUUCGAGGCAGCGAACAAGGUUCCGAACGGGGACACAAACUCAUCGAGCGAGGUGACUUCCAGCAGCGGAAGCGUGAAGAAGAGCUACACGGCGAAUUUUGAAGAAAUGACCAGCCCUUCAGGAGGUACCGGAUCCAGCAUGGAGUCGCUCGAAGACAAUCCCGCGGGGACAAUGGAGCGUACGAGAGAACAGCUGACACUGGAUUUAAAUUCGGUUAAGGUAUCUCGGGGGCUCUUUUCAAAUGGGUAUGUCCCGAGGGGUGUUCCGGAAACCGAUACCGAUGGCAGGUGGGUGAACGUGGCGAAGUACGGCUUCAAAUCAGUACCACUUCGACCGGAGGACAUUCAACGGCUGAUGGGAGCGAUCAGUUUCGGGUACGGCGUGUUCCAGCUGAGCAUAUCCUUGCUGCCACCGAGUCUCCUGAAACUGAUCAGCUUUCUCGGAUUCGAGGGUGACCGGACGAUGGGAAUCGCCUGUCUCAGCUUUUCACGGCACAGCGACGACAUGCGCGCCCCACUGGCCACACUUGCCCUGCUCUGGUACUACACCAUCGUGACGCCAUUCUUCGCGCUCGACGGCACGAACCUGAGCCUCGAGAUCCAGGCCGCCCAGCAGCUAAUUGACGAAACGGCGGAACAGUUUGCUAAAUCAUCUCUCUUCCUCUUUUUCCGUGGACGGGUCGAGCGGCUGAAGACCAACAUCCCGGAAGCGAUCCGGGCGUACGAGCGGGCGUACCGGUCGUCUGCUCAGCGGGAAAUAAAGCUACUGUGUCUCCACGAGAUCGGAUGGUGCCGGUUGAUACAGCUCGACUACGGGAUGGCGAUGCAAAAUUUCAAAGAACUCAAGAUGUGCAGUAAGUUCUCCAAGAGCUUCUACUCCUACUUAACGGCCAUCUGCGAGGGUGCGUUCGGCCAGUUUUCGAAUCUGACCCGGUGGCGUACGGACAUCCUGGAAAUGAUAAGCCGUUCCCCGCAGAAGGAUUCGCAGAUCGAGAGGUACAUUUUUCGGCGCUGCCUGAAGCUGCCCCGAGCGGUCAGUGGACCGCAGACCAAAUUUAGCACCUCGCUGUACUGGAAGUAUCUCGUGUUUGAAAUGCUGUUUCUGUGGAACGCGCUGACCAGCUGUAGUGUGGAGCAGCUGGAGAGCAUCGCGGCGGAUUGCUCGCAACCCGUCGACGCCAACAACGAACCGAUGCUGGGCGUUUCGCGCCUCAUUCUUGGGGCCUGCCUUGCCUGUUUGGCACGCUACGAUGAAGCAAUACUGGCGUACCGCGAGUGCAUUGCGAUGCGUGCCGAAGCGACCGAACAGCAGCAGGACAUUCAUGUGUCCGCCUUUGCGUACUACGAGUUGGCCGUGUUAUUGCUCCGGGGUCCACACCGGGACUCCGGUGACGCCGAGCGACUCGAAGCACGUCAGCUGCUGGUGUACGCACAGCAGAACUUUAAAAACUACGACUUCGAUAAUCGCGUCAACGUACGCAUUCAUGCCGUGCUGAAGAAGCUGGAUUCAUGA